Messenger RNA from Trematosphaeria pertusa, 759 nucleotides. RefSeq lists its product as uncharacterized. The coding region runs from base 1 to 759 and encodes 252 amino acids. The record is from RefSeq and is a predicted model, not a curated record. NCBI's taxonomy places the organism in Eukaryota, Fungi, Ascomycota, Dothideomycetes, Pleosporales, Trematosphaeriaceae. The transcript has 5 exons.
AUGGGCGAUUCGCAAAGCACUGUUGAAGACCCUAGUCUGUAUCAAGACAUGGAUGGUUCACUCAUUGCUCCUCUCGAAGAACCAUCCAUUUACGAGAUGGACAGGGAAGCGAUACGGGAAAUGAGGAUAAAGUGCUUGGAAAGGGGGCACCUGAUGACUUUAAUAAUGUUGUUAGAUGCGGACACAUUGCUGGUAGUGAGUCCUGAGGGGCUUGCCAACGUUCUGUGCGAGGAGCAAAAUGCUGAGGUAGACAUACGUGCCUUUCGUUGGAUGGAGUAUAUCGACCCUGACACGGAGGGAGAGAUAUAUAGCGCGGAGAAAAAGUCCUGCUACAUGGUGGAAUAUCUAACAAAGAUAUCCCAUCGGCUUCAAAGCUUGCAAGAGGAUGUAGGAGGAAUAAAGGAAACAUGGACAAAGGAAACACGAAUGAAUGUAGCGAUCUUGCCGACAGGAGGACUCACUGAAGCGAGGAAUGCUGCAACUUGUGUCUCCAUCAAUCAAAUGCUCUGCCAACAGAUGAAAAGCAUAAGCAGUCUUGAAAACGACAUUAGCAGCACCAUGAAACAUCUGCGAGAACUAGAGCAUCAGCUUGAUGGUUGGAAAAAGGAUGUGGUAGAGAUGCGGGAUCAGAUACGGAGAGCGUCUCGGGGAUUUAGCGCGAAAAAGAGAGCGAGGUGGGCAAAUGACGAUGCAGUGAGAUGGACCGGAGGGAAAUCCAAAAGACAGAAGACGCUUGAUAAAGUAGAGGAGCUAAUGUGA